This is a messenger RNA of Etheostoma cragini (Arkansas darter), 3861 nucleotides long. RefSeq names its product RNA polymerase I subunit B (gene polr1b). Gene Ontology annotation, cellular component: RNA polymerase I complex; nucleus. Bases 68 to 3484 code for a protein of 1138 amino acids. The record is from RefSeq and is a predicted model, not a curated record. Lineage: Eukaryota; Metazoa; Chordata; Actinopteri; Perciformes; Percidae. Gene Ontology annotation, biological process: DNA-templated transcription. The transcript has 15 exons. Gene Ontology annotation, molecular function: DNA binding; DNA-directed RNA polymerase activity; ribonucleoside binding.
GACUUCCGGUUCCAAUGUACUUCCUGUGUCACAAUGUACAUGCGUGCACAUGUGGUAAACAAGCCCUAUGAGUGCAAGCAUGAGCUCUUCAACAAAGUGGAACAAUUUGCCCAAAGGUCCGAGUCUAAAGAAUCUAACAGAGGGAGGAUUUGGUGUCCUGAAGGAGUCCCAACAUGCCGCUGUUCAGGAUUUAACAAAAGCUCACAUCGAGUCGUUUGACCAGGCUGUCACUGACGGACUCAGCCGCGUUGUGCAGUCCAUCCCCCCUUUGGAGUUCACAUUCAAAGAGGACAGGAUCAGCCUUGCCUUUGUUGAGGCCACGCUCUACAACCCAGUGGUCGCCAAAGGGAGCAUCUGCAGGGAAUUGAAGGUGUUUCCAGCAGAGUGCAGGGGCCGAAAAUGUACUUACAAAGGAAAGCUGGUGGCGGACGUCAGCUGGUCAGUCAACGGGGUUCCCAAAGGCAUCAUCAAACAGUCCAUGGGUCAGGUGCCCAUCAUGGUGAAGUCCAAGAUGUGUAACCUGCACGGCAUGUCCCCCAAAGAGCUUGUUAAACACCACGAAGAAGCAGAGGAAAUGGGAGGUUAUUUUAUUGUGAAUGGAAAUGAGAAGGUUAUCCGUAUGCUGAUAAUGCCAAGGAGGAACUAUCCUAUUGCCAUGUCAAGACCGAAAUGGAAGAGCAGGGGCCAGGGAUACACUCAGUUUGGUGUUUCAAUGCGUUGCGUGAAGGAAGAACACACAGCCGUCAACAUGAACCUGCAUUAUCUGGAAAACGGGACCGUAAUGCUGAACUUUAUCUACCAGAAAGAGCUCUUCUUCCUCCCAUUGGGCUUUGCACUUAAGGCGUUGGUGGACUUCACAGACUUCCAGAUCUAUCAGGAGCUGAUCAAGGGCCGCGAGGACAACUCCUUCUAUAAGAGCUGUGCGUCGGAGAUGCUGCGCGUCGUCAUGGAGGAGGGUUGCACCACCCGCGCUAAGGUGCUCAACUACCUGGGAGAGCGCUUCAGGGUCAAGAUGAGCCUUCCCGAGUGGUACACAAACGAGCAGUGCGCCAACUACCUGCUGGACGAGUGCAUCUGUAUCCACCUCAAGUCCGAUGUGGAGAAGUUCUACCUCCUGUGUCUGAUGACCCGGAAGCUCUUCACGUUUGCCAAGCAGGAGUGCAUGGAGGAGAACCCGGACAGCAUCAUGUGUCAAGAGGUGCUCACUCCCGGUCAGCUCUAUCUCAUGUUCAUGAAGGAGAGAAUGGCUGCCUGGUUGCUGUCUGUAAAGCUGUCCUUUGACAAGCGAGGCAGCAGACUGACUGGAAGACUGAGCGCUGAAAACGUGAUGAAGAUAUUCAACAUGGGCACUGACCUGACCAAACCCUUUGAAUAUCUGCUGGCCACUGGGAACCUCACCUCCAAGACAGGUCUCGGCAUGCUUCAGAACACAGGCCUGUGUGUGGUAGCUGACAAGCUCAACUUCAUCCGCUACCUGUCCCACUUCCGCUGCGUGCACAGAGGAGCUGCCUUCGCCAAGAUGAGGACCACCUCUGUCCGCAAGCUGCUGCCCGAGUCCUGGGGCUUCCUGUGUCCUGUCCACACUCCGGACGGAGAGCCCUGUGGACUCAUGAACCACAUGACGGCCAUCUGUGAGAUUGUGGCCCCAAGCUUGCCCACCACAUCCCUGCCGGCUCUGCUCUGCUCCCUUGGCGUUACUCCAGUGGAUGGAUCUCCAGGCCAAGCCUUUUCCGACUGCUUCCCCGUGGUCCUGGACGGCGCUGUGUUAGGCUGGGUGGAGACGGAAUUAGCCCCGCUUGUGGUCAAUUCACUGCGCAGGUUCAAGGUGCUAAAAGAGAAGAAGAUCCCUCCCUGGACUGAGAUCGUUCUGGUUCCAAAAACCGGCAAGGCCAGUCUGUACCCAGGCCUGUUCCUCUUUACAACCCCCUGCCGCAUGGUGCGGCCCGUACACAACUUAGCUCUUGGCAAGCAGGAGUUGAUCGGCACCUUUGAACAACUUUACAUCAAUGUAGGCAUCAUGGAGGAUGAGAUCGAACCAGGAGUGACCACACACCAGGAGCUCUUCCCUCACAGUAUGCUGAGCGUGGUGGCUAACUUUAUUCCCUACUCGGACCACAACCAGAGUCCUAGGAACAUGUACCAGUGUCAGAUGGGUAAGCAGACGAUGGGCUUCCCCCUGCACUCCUUCAUGGACCGCUCCGAUAACAAGCUGUACCGGCUGCAGACCCCGCAGAGCCCACUGGUGCGCCCCUACAUGUAUGACCACUACAACCUGGACAACUACCCCAGCGGAACAAACGCCAUCGUUGCUGUCAUAUCCUACACAGGCUACGACAUGGAAGAUGCCAUGAUUGUGAACAAGUCGUCAUGGGAGAGGGGCUUUGCCCACGGAAGUAUCUACAAGACAGAGCUAGUGGACUUGGCAGAAAAGGUGCGGGGAGAAGACAGUGUGGUGUUUGGUACCAAGCCAGGUGACCCCAAGGUAAACAACAAACUGGACGCCGAUGGACUGCCAUUCAUUGGCUCAACACUUCAGUACGGGGACCCCUUCUACAGCUACAUCAACCUCAACACCGAUCAGACCUUCGUCAACUUCUACAAGAGUCAAGAGGCCUGCGUUGUGGACAAUAUUAAGAUCUGCAGCAACGACACUGGCUCGGGCCGUUUCAAACGUGUCUGUAUCACCAUGCGAGUGCCACGUAACCCCACCAUCGGGGACAAGUUCGCCAGUCGCCACGGUCAGAAGGGAAUCCUGAGCCGCAUGUGGCCGGCAGAGGACAUGCCCUUCACAGAGAGCGGCAUGGCCCCCGACAUCCUGUUCAACCCGCACGGCUUCCCCUCCCGCAUGACCAUCGGGAUGCUGAUCGAGAGCAUGGCCGGUAAGUCAGGCGCCCUGCACGGACUGAGCCACGAUGCCACGCCCUUCACCUUCUCCGAGGAGAGCUCGGCGCUCGAGUACUUUGGCGAAAUGCUCCGGGCAGGCGGAUACAACUUCUACGGCACGGAGCGGCUCUACAGUGGAGUGAGCGGCCUGGAGCUGGAGGCCGACAUAUUUAUCGGAGUUGUCUACUACCAGCGGCUGCGUCACAUGGUGUCAGACAAGUUCCAGGUGAGGACCACAGGAGCGCGGGACAAGGUGACCAACCAGCCCGUGGGAGGCAGGAACAUCCAGGGAGGCAUCCGUUUUGGGGAGAUGGAGCGAGACGCCCUGCUAGCCCACGGCUCAUCAUUCCUGCUUCACGAUCGCCUCUUUAACUGCUCGGACCGAUCCGUGGCUCAGGUGUGCGUCGACUGUGGCAGCCUGCUCUCCCCUCUGUUAGAGAAACCACCACCCUACUGGUCGGCCAUGCGCCACCGCAAGACUGUCUGCACUCUGUGUGGUAAAAGCGACUCUAUAGACUCGGUGUCUGUCCCUUAUGUGUUCCGCUACUUUGUAGCCGAGCUCGCAGCAAUGAACAUCAAAGUCAAAUUAGACGUUAAGUGAAUUUUGCUGGACAACCAGUAAAGACGCAUGUCUUAAAUGUGACAAAUGAAAAUCUAAGUUUUAUGAAACUGCUUUUUGAUUAAAAUUGGUCUGUAUACCUUAUAAAGCUGCUACAAUUAACCAUGCUAAAGAAAGAUUAAAAACAAACUGUAAAGCCAUGUGUGUAAGAAGAGCCAGGAGCCUGAGACGUUCUCCUUUUUCAAAAGUGUUUUAUUGGUCAAGAUUUUGAGUCAAUUACAGAAAUGCAGCAUAUGGAUGUGUUGAAUGGGUUGACAUACUGUAUGUUAAAGGUGUGUAAAAAAUAACCCAAAGGUCUUUUUGUACCGUCUUUUGUACAGUCACACAGUGUUGAAUAAAAUGAUGCUGUACCAUUGUAA